UUGGUGUUUAUUUCAAAGGCGGCGGGGCGCUGAAAUUCAUCCGGAGAGUUUCUUCGCAGGUACACUUUCUGUUUCCCAGCUCCGAUCAAUUUCUUGAAUAUUUUUGUCGUAAUACAAGCGAAUUCUGAUUUAUUUUUGAAAAAAUGAUCACCAAAACUCAAAAAUUUCAAGUCUUUAUUCAAUCCCCUGAACUACAAAUCCCAACCCAAGCUCUAAAUUUCGAAAACCCUAACCCUAAUUUCACUUUACAAGAUCUCAAAUCCUCUCUCUUCGCCAAAGCCCAUCAAAAUCUUAGCUCCCUUUACUUCACCUUGAAUGGUAAACCCCUCUCUGAUUCGACUAAGUUACCGAAUUCCCAAAUUGCCCCUCUUUCCACAUUAACACUUCGGUGCCGCCUUCUCGGUGGCGGUGGAGAUGGCGGCGCCACUGGGGCGGAAUCCCGGGAUUGUUACCUUAACAUGUAUGCUAUUAAAAAGCCUGAUAAAGUUGACCCGAAUGAGACGAGGCUGUCGAAAUGGCUGAAUUGUGCGAUUUCCAAUGAGCCGUUGAAGCGGCCGGUUGUGAUCGAUAAGCUUGGGAAUUUGUUCAAUAAGGAGGCGUUAGUUGAGGCGUUGUUGAUGAAAAAGGUACCUAAGGAGUUUUGGUAUAUAAAAGGUUUGAAGGAUAUGAUCGCGGUCGAGUUGGAUGUGAUUCCUGGGUUGGAGGAUGAGAGAGGGAGUCGGACCGGGGCAAAGUUUCAGUGCCCUAUAACGGGGUUGGAGUUCAAUGGGAAGUAUAAGUUUUUCGCGUUGAGGUCAUGUGGACAUGUGCUGAGUGCGAAGGCAUUGAAGGAGGUUAAGUCGUCAGCAUGUUUGGUGUGUCAUAAAGAGUUCUCUGAAAGUGAUAAGAUGCCGAUCAAUGGGAAUGAAGAGGAAGUGACGGUUUUGAGAGAAAGAAUGGAAGCAGAAAGGGUUAAUAUAAAGGAUAAGAAGGUAAAGAAGGUGAAGACUGGGGGUUUGGUGGCUAAUCGUGCUGAGGAUGGGUCAGUGGGAUUGCCAAGGUUGAGUGGGACAAAACAUGGAAUUGAUACUAAGGUACCUGACAAGGCUUCAGCCAAAGUGGAAGGAAAUUCCAAGCUCGUGUCGACUGGCAAAGUUGAGACGAAUGGAACAGCUAAGAGAUUCAAGGCUGUUGAUGCUGCCCCAGCUAAUGCCACGAAGGAAGUAUAUGCAUCUAUUUUUACUUCAUCAAGAAAGUCUGACUUCAAAGAGACGUUUACAUGCAGGUCACUGCCACUUGGGAGAAAUUAAUUGAGGUGGGAUUGUUAAGGUGAUCUUGUAGUGUUGUUUAGUUGCAUUGUAACCUGGGACUAUAUAUUGAUGAAGAAAAUGAAUUGUUUCCUCUGGUUAUUAGCUGCUGUGAUUUGCUAUACGGAAGCUUUCUGUUGAUGUAUCAUAUUAGCAGUGAUUGUACUGUGAAUAAUUACAUUGAUGACUUGCUUCCCUGAUUUAUGGAGUUAGAUCUGUUUCUUGUGGUAAUAUAUGUUUUCAUGAGA
Molecule: messenger RNA, 1534 nt
Organism: Coffea eugenioides
Lineage: Eukaryota; Viridiplantae; Streptophyta; Magnoliopsida; Gentianales; Rubiaceae
Product: protein RTF2 homolog
Exons: 1
Coding region: 144-1289 (381 amino acids)
Biological process (GO): site-specific DNA replication termination at RTS1 barrier; mitotic DNA replication termination
Cellular component (GO): nucleus
Source: RefSeq, a predicted model, not a curated record